AACACAUUGGAAUUCCAGAUGAACGUUUCCACCAGGUGCACCUCGACAUCGUUGGCCCGCUGCCGACUGCUGAAGGUAACAAAUACUGCCUAACAAUGAUAGACAGGUAAACAAGAUGGCCAGAAGCAACACCAAUAGCCGAUAUAUCUGCGGACACCAUAGCGACAGUUUUCUUUACCACUUGGGUCGCCCGAUUUGGAGCACCAGCCAUAAUUACAACGGACAGAGGAAGCCAGUUUGAAUCACUCAUAUUCGAAGCGCUGACCAAACUCAUCGGAAGCAGACGAUUCCGCACGACAGCUUAUCACCCGCAAGCUAAUGGCAUGAUCGAAAGAUGGCAUCGUUCGCUUAAAACAGCCAUAAAGUGCCACGAAACACAAAAUUGGGUGGGAGCACUUCCAGUCGUUUUACUUGGCCUGAGAUCCAGCUACAAAGAAGAUAUUAAAGCAUCCGCAGCAGAGUUGGUAUACGGUACCACGUUGAAGUUGCCCGGUGAAUACUUCGCUGCAGAGGAACCAACGGGAUGUCCACAAAUGUUUACCGAAAAAUUUCGGGAAUACAUGAGAGCAACCAGGGCAAAACCCACAGCACAUCACAUCAAGAAGAAGCCAUUUAUCCACAAAGAACUGGAAUCCAGCACACACGUAUUUGUACGGGUGGAUAGACGAAAGGGCCCAUUGGAACAGCCAUACGAAGGACCAUUCCCAGUUAUAACUAAACUUAACGAUUCUCUUUUUAAGAUCAACUACAAGGGACAGCCAACCACCAUCAACAUCGACAGGUUGAAGCCGGCAUUUAUUGAGGCUACAGACCCGCAGGAAGACCAACCGGAACCCGGACAAUCCAGCGCAGGUAUAGAGGCAUCCUACGCUCCAAAGAAAACCAAAGUUGUCAGAUUCGUGACAUAG
This is a messenger RNA of Vollenhovia emeryi, 908 nucleotides long. RefSeq lists its product as uncharacterized. The record is from RefSeq and is a predicted model, not a curated record. NCBI's taxonomy places the organism in Eukaryota, Metazoa, Arthropoda, Insecta, Hymenoptera, Formicidae. Gene Ontology annotation, molecular function: nucleic acid binding. The transcript has a single exon. The coding region runs from base 324 to 908 and encodes 194 amino acids.